AUGGGAUUCGAUGGCACAAGAGUAGAUCCCCUUGGAGUAAUAGACUUGUCCGUAACCGCGGCGAAGAGGACUUUGAAGGAGAACUUUGUUUUAACAGAGAUCCAUCAUUCUUACAAUCUCAUUAUGGGAAAAGGUUGGAUACAUCUGAUGAAAGGAGUUCCGUCCACCCUCCACCAGGUGAUACGGUGCUUAUCUCCGGAUGGGAAAGAAGUAAUUAAUCUGUGGGGCGAUCAAGUCGCAGCGAAGGAAUGUUAUAUGCUGACACAAGUUAAGGCGAAGAGGAUGUCGACUCAACAGCAACCAGGCUCUUCUUCCACGUCCGAAGAAAAGGAGGCAUUAAUUAAUGUUAUCCGGAGCAAUGCAGAUGCCUUUGCAUGGGAUCACUCGAACAUGGUAGGGAUCGAUCCCAUAGUUUCCUGCCAUAGCCUGAAGGUAGAUCCGGAGUUCAAACCGGUCAAGCAGAAACAUCGAAGGUUUGCCCCUGAACGCAAUCGCAUUAUAGCUGAAGAAGUAAACAAAUUAUUGCAAGCAGGUUUCAUUCGAGAAGUACAAUAUCCGCAGUGGUUGUCGAACGUGGUAGUCGUACAAAAGAAGAAUAGAAAGUGGAGGGUUUGUAUAGAUUAUACCAACCUCAACAAAGCCUGCCCUAAAGAUAGCUACCCUCUGCCCAAGAUAGACCAGAUGGUUGAUGCUACCACCGGCUAUGAGAGGGUCAUGCCCUUCGGACUGAAGAAUGCUGGAGGUACUUAUCAACGCCUUGUCAACAAGAUAUUCGAUAAUCGGCUGGGAAAGACAGUUGAAGCAUAUAUAGAUGACAUGGUGGUUAAAAGUGUGAAAAAAGAAGAUCAUCCGAAGCAUCUACAGGAAGUUUUCAAUACUUUGAAGAAGUACAACAUAAAGUUGAAUCCAUCUAAAUGCUCAUUCGCGGUAUCAUCAGGUCAAUUCCUCGGCCACAUAGUGAAUAAAAGAGGGAUAGAGGUAAGUCCGGCUCAGGCUAAAGCCCUCAUCCAGAAUCAGGAACCAAAAAAUUGCAAGGAGGUGCAGCAACAGGAGGCCCUCAGUCGGUUGAAAGGUUACAUGGAUGAACCACCCAUUCUAUUCGCUCCAAAACCCGGGGAGGUUCUUAUUAUGUACUUGGCGAUUUCUAAUACAUCGACAAGUGCAGCAUUGAUUAGAAACGAUGGAAAGAGGCAAUAUCCAAUCUUCUAUACAAGUAAGACCAUGACAGAUGCAGAGACGCGAUAUAGUAAAGCAGAAAAAGUUAUCUUAGUUUUGAUCUACGCCAAGAGGAAGUUUCGGGAUUAUUUUGAAUCUCAUAGCAUUAUGGUACUCACCAACUAUCCUAUACGGGGUAUACUCUCUAAGCCUGAUUUAUCUGGGAGAAUUACCAAGUGGGCUAUCGAGCUUAGUUCCUUCGACAUAACCUAUGAGCCAAAGGUGUCGCAUAAAGGACAAGCCGUAGCGGAUUUCCUUCUCGAGUAUGAAGAUACUGAUACUCCUGAAGAGCCGGCACACCCAGAACCACAGUGGGAACUUCGAGUCGAUGGUUCCUCGAAUCAAGCAAGUGCAGGAGUAGGCGUUGUAAUGUCAACUCCCGAAGGCACUAAAUUGCAGCAAUCUAUCUGUUUGAAGUUCCCAGCUACAAAUAAUGAGGCCGAGUACGAAGCAUUACUUGCUGGUCUUCGGUUGGCUUGUAGUCUCCAGGUACGUUGCUUAAAGGUUUUUAGUGACUCACAGCUUGUUAUAAAUCAAGUAACAGGUCAGUACCAUCCCAAAGAGGAAAGAAUGAAAGCAUAUAAAGAAGCUGUAGAGAACGUUGCACGGGGAUUCGAUCAGAUCGAAUUCUAUCAGGUACCUCGUGUUGAGAAUGCCGAAGCAGAUCAAUUGGCCACAUCAGCGUCAUCUUCAAAUGAGGAUCUGAUUCGGAUUGUGCCGAUUGACGUUCUGGACGGGCCCAGCAUUAAUCCUCCGCAGGAAGUAAUGGUAAUUCCAGUUAUUCCUCGAGAACCAUGCUGGAUUGAUCUAUUGGAAACUUACCUCAAGCAUGGGGCUCUUCCAGACCAGAAGUCCAAAGCACGGAAGCUCCGUAUAACCGCAACUAAAUAUGCCAUCAUUAACAAUCAGUUAUACCGAAAGUCAUUUUCAGGUCCUUACCUGAAAUGUUUAAGCCCUACUGAGGCUCUUGUGGUGUUGAGACAAAUCCAUGACGGAGAUUGUGGUAACCACUCCGGGGGCAGAUCCCUCGCGCAUAAAGUCUUGACUCAAGGUUACUUAUGGCCGUACUUGUCCUGGAAUGCAGAAGAGUAUACACGAAGGUGUGAUAAAUGUCAACGUCACGGUCCUAUGAAGCAUCAGUCUGCCGAAGAUUUGCACGCAAUGGCGAAUCCGUGGCCAUUCGCACAAUGGGGGAUUGAUAUGGUAGGCUCGUUACCCAAGACUGUGGAACAAAAGGAGUACGUGCUACUGGCUACAGAUUAUUACAAUAAAUGGGUAGAAGCCGAGGCCUAUUCAAGUGUGACCCAUGAACAGGGGAAUGGACAGGCUGAAAUAACUAAUCGGACAAUUUUCAGUUGUUUAAAGAAGAAAUUGGAGAAACUCAAAACGAAAUGGUACGAGAAUCUCCCUCGGGUGCUUUGGGCAUACCGAACCACACCGCGGCGGCCUACGGGAGAGAGUCCCUUUGCCAUGGCUUAUGGAUCUGAAGCUGUGAUCCCAACCGAAGCGGCAGUUCUGUAA
This is a messenger RNA of Cornus florida, 2736 nucleotides long. RefSeq lists its product as uncharacterized. Bases 1 to 2736 code for a protein of 911 amino acids. The record is from RefSeq and is a predicted model, not a curated record. NCBI's taxonomy places the organism in Eukaryota, Viridiplantae, Streptophyta, Magnoliopsida, Cornales, Cornaceae. Gene Ontology annotation, molecular function: RNA-DNA hybrid ribonuclease activity; nucleic acid binding. The transcript is spliced from 6 exons.